UGCAGCUACAUUUAAAAAAUGAAAAAGCAUUUCUGGUUUUGACUUUGCUUUUUAUUUAUGCUACACAAUUGCUACCAUACAGUGAAGCCUUGUGUUGCAGCAUUUCUGUCCUCUCGGCCGCUCACGCAGCACUUCCACCGUAAACCAGCAGGGGGCAGCGGUGCGCCUUUGCUUCACCUGUGUCUAUCGGCAGAAGAAGAGCCACGGUUUGUUUCUGUCCUUAAGUCUUAAGUCUGCAUCCUAGAACCGAAUCCCGGUAUGGAAGUCCCCGGUUCAGACAGCGACUGGAGGAGCACGCAGUUUCGGCAGAAAGUCGUCGCUCAGAUUGACGAGGCCAUGAGGAAGGCGGGACCCGGCACCACGACCCACAAGUCUGGCACGGACAUGGAGAACCAAGUCUACAACAAGGCCAAGACCAGAGACGAGUAUCUUUCACUGGUGGCGCGGCUCAUCAUCCACUUCAGAGACAUCCAUAAGAAGUCCCUGGGGGGUCCAGAUCCCAUGAAUGCCCUGACUAACCUGACAGGGGUUGGAGUGGGGCCUGGCGCCAUCGGAAUGGGGCCUCGCCCUGCCGGGGCUCAAGUGGGGGGCAUGGGGCCCAUGGGGCAGAUGCAGAUAGGCCAGCAUGUCAUGGGAGGGGUGCCUGGAAACCCACAAGGCAUGUCAACGCCGGCCCAAAUGCCCAUGCAGACGAUGGUGCAGCAGCAGUUCCAGCAGCAGCAGCAGAACCAGCAGCUGCAGCAGCACCAGAACCAGCAGCUGCAGCAGCACCAGAACCUGCAACAGCAGCUGCAGCAGCAGCAGAACCAGCAGCUGCAGCAGCACCAGAACCUGCAACAGCAGCAGCACCAGAACCGCUCAAUGGCCGCGGUCGGGCAGGUAAACUGACUCCCC
Molecule: messenger RNA, 894 nt
Organism: Oryzias latipes (Japanese medaka)
Lineage: Eukaryota; Metazoa; Chordata; Actinopteri; Beloniformes; Adrianichthyidae
Biological process (GO): regulation of DNA-templated transcription
Molecular function (GO): transcription coregulator activity
Source: RefSeq, a predicted model, not a curated record